AGAUGUCAAAGUUACACAAAAAAAAAGAAACACUCCAACAAAAUACGAAGCCGUAGAACCUACCCAAAGAAGUAUCUGAAAACGCAAUCUUUCUGGCAACAAGUGUAAUUUGUUAGGCAAAACAAUGUGUUUUCUGAAUUGAACCCGAAGCCACACGCGUGUUAAAGAGUUAAAGCACGCAGCGGAAGUGAAAAACUGCGCGACGGAAAAAAGUGAAAACUGCAGUAUUGCGUCUGUGCGUACAGUGUUCGUGGUUCGGAUUUGCCAUUUGACGAAUGUGAAAAUGAACUGUUCCAAUCAUGAUUCCAUCAUUAUCCGUACGGUGACACAAAAGUUCCGUGAAGGCGAAUCCGUGCUGGCCAUACUAGCCGCGUACCAAAUCGUUGGCAACAACUUCCAAAACCGGCUGCUCGUUACGGUCAGCUCCAGCGAAUCGGCGGCACUGUUUUCAUUUUCCGUUUCCCGCGAACCACCGGAAAGCAUAUCGGACCUAACGAUUGUGGCCGUGGUCCCCAUAAAUGAAUCAUUUUUCGUGAACACCGAGUCCAGCUUUGGUUCCGUGUCCAGCCAUCAGUUUACCGUGUUCUCGGAGAAUCAGCCCACCACCUACUAUUACCACGCUACCGAAGAAAUCAGCGUAGCGAAGGAACACUUUUUAACUAGUCUUAAAAACCUUAAAGCUUCGUACCGUGCCGUACCGGUGCAUUCGCCGGGCGCAUUUGACUGGCUGCACUACUACAAACCGGCGGACGAGCGGACCGGUCUGCUGGCGAUCGAUCGGAGCGUAGCCGACGGUAGCCAGGCGCCGAAAACACGCGACGCCAAGUUCCGCGAGGAGCUCGAACGGCGGCGGCAUGAGUACACCGUGUACGAACCUUACCACGUGUACACGGCCACCUGGAACGUUAAUGGGCAGACGUCCGAAACGAUCGAGCUGCCGGAAUGGCUUGCCACCACGGACAGUCCGCCCGAUAUCUAUGCGGUCGGGUUUCAGGAGAUUGAAUGGACGCCGGAAAAGAUUCUGAUGAACGAAACCAAAAUCGAUCGAACAUGGGUUGAUAAGGUUAUGAGCGGGCUUCACAAAGGAGCCAUUUAUACCGAGCUCGCCUCGGUACGGUUGGUGGGUAUGAUGCUAACCGUGGCGGUGAAAAGUACCAUCUAUCCGAAGAUAAACGAUUGCCUUACGGCUGCCGUCGGUACCGGAACGUUGAAAUGGGGCAAUAAAGGAGGCGUUGGGGUGAGCUUCAAGCUGAAUGAAGCCCUUUUCUGUUUCGUCAACACGCAUCUGGCCGCGCACACGCAGGAGGUGGAGCGAAGGAAUGACGAUCACGACGACAUUAUACGGCGCAUGUCGUUUGACAAUGGCUUUCGAAUGCGGUCGAUCGAUGAGCAUCAUCAUAUAUUUUGGAUCGGUGACUUAAACUACCGUUUAGACGGACCGGAAGUGUCUCAGGAGUACGUUAACCGGAAGGAUCGCGACUACAAUCAGCUGUACCAGCAUGACCAGCUGUACGUGGAAAAGCGCCGGAAUCGCAUCUUUCGAGACUAUAAGGAGGGCAAGAUUCUUUUCCCACCCACCUACAAAUACAACCCCGGCACGGAUGAGUGGGACAGCAGCGAAAAGAGCCGUACGCCUGCCUGGUGCGAUCGCAUCCUAUGGAAGGGCCAGCGGAUAGAGAUGUUGCGGUACAAUAGUGUCAUGCAGCUGCGCAAAAGUGAUCACAAACCGGUUUAUGCAGACUUUAAGGUCGAUGCCCAAGCAAAAGACCAAGCAAAACUGAAGAAAGUAAGCGAAGAAGUGCUGAAAACUGUCGACAAGUACGAAAACGACAAUCAACCACAGAUUACGGUGGAACAGACCGAUCUCGACUUUGGCUUAAUUCGGUUCAAUGAAAAGUACUCCCGCGAGCUGCUGGUAGCGAACAACUGCCAUCUGCCGGUACGUUUCCGGUUCGCCUGCAAGGACGAUCGGAACAGCCAGGUGUGCGAGGAUUUCAUUCACAUUAGCCACAGCAAAGGCGAACUGCUGACCGGAAACAGUCUGAGCAUUCGGAUCGACAUACUGGUUAAUGCACCGGCCGCCUCCAAGAUGCUGCGCAAGCUAAAAGACGCGCAGGCCGGCUCGAAGGUACCGCUCGAUAUACUGGUGCUGCACGUGGAAAACGGGCGUGAUAUAUUUAUUACCAUUUUCGGCGAGUACAAGCCGAGCUGCUUCGGGGUGUCGCUCGAUACGCUAAUGAAGCUGAACAAGCCGGUAUCGAUGUACGCGAUCCACGAGCUGGUUUCGUUAGAUCACGAGGAAAAGCUGAUCGAUCUGGUCGGGGACGAUGUGGGGGGAAGUAAUCUUCGCUUUCCGCGCGAAAUCUGGCGCCUGGUGGACAAUCUGCGCAAGAUGGGACUGCAGACGCCUCAGCUGUUCACGCUGGACCGGAAGCUGGGACAGUCGGAUGCGGCUAACCUGCUCGAAAUACGCGACUGGCUGGACAGCUGGUCGACGGAUGAUUUCCCCGGUACACCACACACAACGGCCGAAGCGCUACUGAUGAUGCUGGAAGCCCUUCCCGAGCCGGUUGUGACGAUCAACGAACGGGAGUGUAUCAUAGCGUCCGAUAAUUUCGAACGCUGCAAGGAGCUGCUGCGCACCAAACUUAAAUCCGUCAAUCGGAUCCUUUUUCUGUACAUUUGUCUCUUUUUGCAGGAUUUCUGGAAUGCGAACAAGUCAAUCCGGAUCGAUACGAUUGCGGGUCUUUUCGGUCGAAUACUGAUUCGUAGCCAGUUGCCGGCGAAGCCGGAAUUUAGCAACAGUAUUUACGCCUAUUCCGAAGGGGAGCGAGACCAGCGGCGACGGUUCAUGAUGACGCUGCUCAACAACAAUGUGCGUGAGUUUGCUCGCCAGGAAAUGAAUACACUCUGAAACGGUGGAAUUCUGGAAUUACCCUCAAUGGGAGCGUGCAAGCGCGCCAACCUAAUCGUCGAGAUAAAAGUGUAUAGGCCGCUUGGCGGUUUGUUUGCGGGUGAUGUUAGGUACCACGGUUUGAAGUAGCUUACACUCGACCAUAAGUUUCGUGUUUGUGUUAAAUUCAAUCUAAUCUCACCAUAACACACCUUACUACUACACUCGUCCGUUUUGGAGAGCAUUUGUGUACUCAUAUUGAAGUUGAAACCCAGCCCGUGUUGUAAACGUUAUGUGUAAAGAAGCAACUGCAAAAAAUACACAAAAUACAAUGUGAAAUGCUAUA
Anopheles merus is the source of this 3239-nucleotide messenger RNA. RefSeq names its product inositol polyphosphate 5-phosphatase OCRL-like. NCBI's taxonomy places the organism in Eukaryota, Metazoa, Arthropoda, Insecta, Diptera, Culicidae. Gene Ontology annotation, cellular component: membrane. The transcript is spliced from 9 exons. Gene Ontology annotation, biological process: phosphatidylinositol dephosphorylation; signal transduction. The record is from RefSeq and is a predicted model, not a curated record. Bases 284 to 2914 code for a protein of 876 amino acids. Gene Ontology annotation, molecular function: phosphatidylinositol-4,5-bisphosphate 5-phosphatase activity.